Molecule: messenger RNA, 696 nt
Organism: Pistacia vera
Lineage: Eukaryota; Viridiplantae; Streptophyta; Magnoliopsida; Sapindales; Anacardiaceae
Exons: 1
Coding region: 1-696 (231 amino acids)
Source: RefSeq, a predicted model, not a curated record
AUGAUUCACUCCAGAUACGAUUCAAGGUGGAAUGACAGGAAGCCAGAGCAUAGCCCAGUGGAGCACCGCUACCAAGCCCCAACACGCAGUUUGAGCAGAGUCAGAAAACCAUAUGAUUGCCAGCUAAUAAGAACCGAGAGUAGACAGUUCAGAUUGAACCGGUAUAAAAUACCGGAGUACAGCCUCAAUGUCGAACCAACCCAAGUCGUCGCGAUUAUGAAAGGAAUGAGAUCCACCGUUAAGUGGCCAAGCAAGCUCAACCCCAAAGCAAGGAGAGACAAGACUAAAUGGUGCGAGUUCCAUGGCGAUCAUGGGCACAACACCGCAGACUGCAUUGCCUUGUGGCUAGAGGUCGCUGCACUUCUAAAGAGGGGACAUCUCCAAGAUUUGCUAACUGCUAAGAGGAAGAACACCAUUAGCCACAAAAGUUCAAAAGAACCAUCACCACCUCCGCGAGAACCCACACCAAAAGGAUUCUGUUCGCUCAUCUCCGGAGGAUCAGAGAUCAGUGUGGUAAGUUAUUCAUCAACUAAACGAUAUGCCAGAACCAACCACCACCAUGAAGUCCAGUCCAUCCAUCUGGUCUCAGGGUCACACACCCAUCACGUAAUUCAAUUUGAAGAUGACGAGUCGGUCACCUUGGCCGCUCCUCAUCACGAUGCUCUAGUCAUCUCCCUGCAGAUCGCCACAUCCUAG